Polistes dominula (European paper wasp) is the source of this 360-nucleotide messenger RNA. RefSeq names its product cytochrome P450 4C1-like. Gene Ontology annotation, molecular function: iron ion binding; heme binding; monooxygenase activity. The record is from RefSeq and is a predicted model, not a curated record. Lineage: Eukaryota; Metazoa; Arthropoda; Insecta; Hymenoptera; Vespidae.
AUGGCGGAUUUGAUUAUUUCUAAACACUCGAAUAGUUUUGAGAAAAGUCCCGCAUAUAAGUUUAUGAAACCUUUUUUUGGCAAUGGUUUGAUAUCUGCUUCAGCAUCAAUAUGGGGCAAUCAUCGAAAAUUGUUAAAUCCAGUUUUCAAAAAACAAAUUCUUUCUAACCAUAUGAGAAAGAUAAUAAAACAUUUAAACCGAUUAACGAGAAUUAUUGAAAGUUCUAAUGAAACAAACAUAGACAUAUCCCAUUACACAAAUCUUUUUACUUUGGAUACGAUAUAUGAUACAAUUUUUGGCCAGGAUUUUAAUUUCCAAAAUAAUCCAGAAUGUAGACUUCAUGACAAUAUUUCAGAGUAA